AUGCAUGGUACAUACCACGUGUAUAUAUUGUAUAUUGUCCUGUUUGGUAAAUACAUAUAGUUUAUAUAAAUGUUCUGUUGAUAGAUUAUUAAAAAAUUUAUAUAAAUAUUUCGUUGAUAUUAAAUUUAUAAUAUGAAAUAUUUAAAUAGAAAUUUGCCAAAUACUUAGUUCUAUUUAUUCAAAAUACAACAAGUAUGGUCAUCUCUAUACACUAACACUAACACAUUUUUCUGAUUAAAAGUAAGAUAAUUAUCCUAGAUAUAUCGCUGCAGCUGCGUUUUGUAUCGUAUGUGUAAUUUUGAAAUAUAUAAAACAAUUCUAGGAACAUGGAAUUUUAUACUAAUAAAUUUACGAGAUUUUUCUCGUGGAAACUCUUAAAACCAAACAAUAAGUUUAAUGUACGAUAUUCUUCGAAAUAUUAUAAAAUAGACGACAAUAUUUUCGGAUUAAACGAACAACAGAAAGAGAAAUUUUGGAGAGAACUCGGCAAGCUAGGUUUGUUAGGAAUAACCGCGAAAUCCGAAUACGGUGGCACAGGUGGCACGUACUUAGAUAACGUUAUCGUCAUAGAGGAAUUAAGCAGGGCGUCAGGAGCUAUAGGCCUCAGCUACGGCGCCCAUUCAAAUUUGUGCGUUAAUCAAAUUCACAGAAAUGGAACUGAAGAACAAAAGCACAAAUAUCUACCAAAGUUGUGUAGUGGAGAACAUAUCGGGGCGCUUGCAAUGUCAGAGUCGACAUCUGGAUCUGACGUGCUUUCUAUGAGACUGCGAGCCGAAAGGAAAGGCGACUAUUAUAUUUUAAACGGUCACAAAUUUUGGAUCACGAAUGGCCCCGAUGCUGAUACUCUCGUCGUUUAUGCGAAAACGGAUCGAAACGCGGCUAAACCGCAACACGGUAUCACGGCGUUUAUCGUAGAACGAGAUUUCGAAGGUUUCAGUGUCGCACAGAAAUUGGAUAAACUAGGCAUGCGAGGUUCCAACACUGGUGAACUUGUAUUUCAAGAUUGCAAAGUUCCUGGAGAAAAUAGCAAAUAUGUAUACAAGUCUAAACGUUUGCAGAAGUUACUUGUAUUCAGUAACUAGGUCUUGCGACGCAGGAUAUGUAAGUCGAAAAGAUUGUGCUGCGGUGAUACUUUACGUAGCCGAGUGCGCUACCAAAGCUGCGUUGGAUGCAAUUCAGAUACUUGGUGGGAAUGGUUAUAUAAAUGAUUAUCCUACUGGAAGGUUUUUAAGAGACGCUAAAUUGUACGAAAUUGGCGCUGGUACCAGUGAAAUUCGGCGAAUGGUGAUUAGUAGAGCCAUUAGCGAAGAAUACUCAUAA
This is a messenger RNA of Heterotrigona itama, 1320 nucleotides long. The record is from the annotation of a GenBank genome assembly. Lineage: Eukaryota; Metazoa; Arthropoda; Insecta; Hymenoptera; Apidae.